Molecule: messenger RNA, 4759 nt
Organism: Clarias gariepinus (North African catfish)
Lineage: Eukaryota; Metazoa; Chordata; Actinopteri; Siluriformes; Clariidae
Gene: chl1a
Product: cell adhesion molecule L1-like a
Exons: 26
Coding region: 148-3594 (1148 amino acids)
Biological process (GO): cell-cell adhesion
Molecular function (GO): protein binding
Source: RefSeq, a predicted model, not a curated record
AUGCUUGUCUAUUUUCACUACAGGACUAAAUAUUUGUAAGAUAUUACACAGGUGUCAGGGAGAGAGAAGUUGUUGAAGAUCUCUUUUGCUGUGACGUGUGUUGACUAAGAAGUUGGUGGGAAUCAGUGCCCAGCCCAGGUUGAUGGGAUGAGUGUACUUAGGAUCAUUGAUGCUGGGCUCCUGUUCACCUUCAUUUCUAUUGGAUAUAGUCUAUAUGUACCUUCGCAGGUGGAGCAGCCACCCACAAUCACAGCACAGUCUGUGGGAUCAAUUGUUGCACUUCCAAUUGAUCAUAAUUUCACUUUGACAUGUGAAGCCACAGGAAAUCCAAAACCAGUGAUUCACUGGACUAAAAAUGGCCUGAACUUUAACCCACAUAAUGAACCAAGACUCAAAAGCUUUGAAAACAGUGGAAGUUUUGUUAUUCCAAACAACAAAUACCUUGCAGAAUACCAGGGUAAAUACAGAUGCUAUGCAUCCAAUAAGUUGGGAGUAGCAAUGUCAAAGGAAACACAUUUCAUUGUACCUGCUUCACCAAAAUUUCCAAAACAACAUGUACUGCCAGCUGUGGUUAAAGUGGGGGAUCCAGUGGUUUUGGAAUGUAACCCACCAGAAGGCAUUUUACCUCGCAACCUUUACUGGAUGAAUAUUGGUCUUCAACACAUUGAACAGGAUGAUCGAGUUUCCAUGGGGUUGAAUGGGAACCUUUACAUUUCAAAUGUGCUAGAAAAAGACAACCGUAGCGACUACUGCUGUUAUGCGUCUUUCCCAGGAAUUCGCACGAUUGUCCAGAAAAGUCCCAUGGCUAUUGUGGUCAUGUCCUCAAACUCAACUGGUGAAACAGAUGUCACAAUUUCUAAUAGAAAACCAAAUCUUCUGGUGCCCUCUGGUGAUCUGUCCCAAAAAUAUCUGGUGCAAGGACAGGAUCUUGAAAUUGAGUGUAUUGCAGAGGGAUUCCCCACACCAAUAAUAGAAUGGAGCAAGACAGAAGGGAAAUUACCACAACGGACCAACAUCAAGAACUAUGGAAAAUUGUUGAUUAUAACAAAUGUCACAGAAGAUGACAGUGGGAAAUACAUGUGCAAGUCGAAGAAUUCUGCUGGUGAAGCCAUUCAUUUGUUCGACAUUGCCAUAGAAGAGCCGCCACGCUGGGUGCAAGAGCCAAUAAAAAAUAAAGUAGCACCAAUUGGAUCAGAAGUAAGCAUAGGAUGCAGUGCUUCAGGAAAGCCACCACCCACAAUCACUUGGAUGAGGAAUGGUGAACCUCUCCUAGAAUUCGACUCAUCCAACAUCAUAGUGCAAGAUAACACUCUUAUCCUUUACGAAGCAAAUAAAAAUAAUAGUGCAGCAUAUCAGUGUGAAGCCUCCAACAAACAUGGCAAUAUACUGAGCAACACAAACAUUUUGAUCAUAAAUCUUCCUCCUUUGAUCCUGACACAGAAUUCAGUAAAUUAUGGUGCUGUGUGUGGGAAGAGUGUCAUCAUGGACUGCAAAGUGUUUAGUUCUCCAUCUUCUGUUAUACACUGGAGAAAAGAUAGCAUUGAAGGUCCCGUGGUAGGCGAACGAUUCUUUGUUCAUAAAAAUGGCUCCCUGCAGAUUUAUACAACUGAGAUGGAAGACACAGGAAAAUAUAUUUGUUCUGUUACCAACUCAGAGGGCAACUCCAGCAUUAUAGCAAAUCUUCAUAUAAAAGAACCAAUCAAAAUUGUGACCCCGCCUCAAGAUAUGAAGAUCAAAAGGGGAAGCAUGGCAGAGCUUCUGUGCAAGACAAAGUAUAAUCAGUCACUCACUGAUGAGCUGAAAAUCUUCUGGCAGAAGGAUGGGAAAAAGAUAUAUUCUAACCACAAUGAGGAUUUAAGAUUCUACAUUGAUGAGGGAACAUUGCAGAUCAACAACGUGAGCCAUAGCGAUAAAGGGCUGUAUACGUGUAUUGCUAGAACAUCUCUUGACCAAGAUACAGCAUCUGCAUAUAUAACUGUUCUAGAUGUCCCUGACCCUCCAGUAGACUUAACAUUAUCUGAUCUGAGAGAUCGCAGUGUGAAGCUACAUUGGGUGCCUACAAAAGACUAUAACAGCAGCAUAACAGAGUACAUCAUCGAAUUUGAGGAGAACGACUGGGAACCAGGCAAGUGGAGGCCACUGCUAAGAGUAUCUGGCCACAAGAACUCUGCUCCUCUCUCAUUAUAUGGACAUAUUAACUACCAGUUCAGAGUCAGCGCUGUCAAUGCCAUUGGCAGAGGUCAUCCCAGCAGUCCCUCUGAGAGAUACAAAACUCCUCCUGCUGCCCCAGAUAGGAAUCCAGAAAACAUAAAGAUUGAGGGUCAUUCACCUCAUCAAAUGGACAUUACUUGGGAGCCUUUGAUGCCUAUCGAGCACAAUGGACCUGGUCUGGAGUACAAACUUAGCUAUAGGCAAAUGGGUGUAGAAAAAAGCUGGACCGAGACGAUGGUGACAAGGCAUUCCUUUGUUGUAAAAGGCACCCCUACAUUUGUUCCAUAUGAGGUUAAGGUCCAGGCCCACAAUAAUCAUGGUUGGGCAGUGGAACCCAAAAUUGAGAUUGGAUAUUCUGGUGAAGACUUGCCAACUGCAGCUCCUGAGGAUGUGUACGUAGAAGUGUUAAAUUCCACACUGGUGCAGGUCACCUGGUCCCCGGUACAACAAUCUCAGCUCAGGGGACAUCUUCAAGGUUACAAUGUGCAUUGGUGGAGAACACAAAGCCUUUUGACUUCCAUAGAAGUUCCUGCUGAGAAGCAGUUUCUGACCCUCACAGGAAAUCAGAGUCAUACCAUAGUGUCUGGGUUGAAACCUUUCUCCCAAUACCGUCUCAAUGUUCAUGUAUUUAACAGGAAAGGCAGUGGACCCAGUAGCAGCCCAAUCACCUUUACAACACCACAGGGAGUUCCUGAAAGCCCCCCUGUGCUCAGAGCUACAAAUCCACAGGAUAACUCAAUCACACUGGUGUGGGCUCCACCACUUGAGGCCAAUGGUGUUCUCACUGGAUACAAGCUGCAGUACCAUAUAACCAAUGAUACACUGGAUGCUGGUGAACUAUACAGAGUUAAUAUCAGUGGACCAGACAAUACACAGUUGGUUCUAAAUGAUCUGGAGACUGAUGGCUACUACAAGUUCUAUCUGAGCGCUUGUACACUUGUCGGCUGUGGACCAGCUAUUAGUGAAGAGGGGUCCACUGGUUCAGGAGCACAUACAGCAGGUGUACAUGACAGAAUCUCAUCUACAAGUUGGUUCAUCGGUAUUAUGUGUGCCGUGGCACUGCUUACCCUUGUAGCUCUAAUUGCCUGCUUUGUGAACAAGAACAAAAGAGGAAUAUAUGCAGUGAAAGAGAAGGAAGACAUGCGACCACAUCUGGAUUUUAAAGGCACGAAUAACGAGACUUCCUGUGAAUACAGUUACAGUGAUAAAAAGCCUCUUAAGAGAAGUCAACCUACCCUAUUAAGAGACAUCAAAGACGACAGCAGCAGCCUGGACAGCUCUACCACCUAUGGGAAUGAGGAAUGCGAGUUCAGUGAGGAUGGAUCUUUCAUUGGUGAAUACGUUGGCAUCAAACAAAGGUUAUCCAUGGACUUUACAGUUUAAGAUGCUGUUUAUUCUUUUAGAGUAUUUAAAUCUGAGAGGAAGGCUGUGCGCAAUUUGAAGACGCAGAUGGAUGUAUAGUAAGAGUCCAAUUGUGUGGGCGAAGGGUAGCAAACACUGAGAAAUACACAAACUUAACAUCAUAUAACAACCAUGGUUUCUUGUUUAUGUGAAAAUUAGCUGCAGUAUACUACAAUGUUCAACAACUGGGUGGAUUAGACACUUUGGUUUUCAGGACACAGUCAGUUCUGUUCAGGAAAAUAAAAUAAAAAAAAGUGGACAUGGUGCCUCACUUACUUGUAAAAACAGAGCAUUUUUGUUAGAUUCCAUGGACCUGAUAUGCAUGGGAAAAGUGUCCUUUUAAAAAAAUCAUAAUGAAGUUCAGAUCCUAUGAACAAAUGGGUUUCCUUUGAUGUUGAUGCAAUCGAUUAACAAUACUUUCUGAUUCUUGCAUAUAUUUGAAAACCUGACACAUUUCUUUUAAGCAAUGUAAUGAAUUAAAAUUGAUCAUUUCACUGCCAGAGGGAAAAUAGAAAAUUGAUGACCCAUACGUUCGUCCUUGCAUGGCAGUAUUUUCUAAAUCAUAUACAGAAUGCAUGCACACAUAGGCAUAGUAGAUAAUUUGUUGGAGGACAUUUUUUGAAUGUUUAUAGAAUUCCUAGAAAUUACUGUCCUUACAGGAGUAAUCUUGUCAACACAAGAGAUUGUAAUUAGAAGCAAUUUUAAUGCAUGACAUUUUUUUCUGGUGUUCUAGUUUAUCCCUACUUCUACCUUAUUUCCUAAACUGUGUUUUAUUGUACAGAAUGUAAGUAGUUUUUUAUGAGUGAAACUAUAUUUUUUAUGUUUGUACAUUCCAUUUUUAAUAUUUGUAAAUACCAUCUAUACUGACAUUUUAAAAUGUUUGUUUAGAAAAUUCUAGAAACAAUGACUCAUACUUAUAAAGCUUACUUAUAAAGGAAGCUUAGAUCAAAUGUUGCUAAUUACUUCACCAGCCACUUCCAUACAAUAACAAACUUCCUGCCAUAUUAUCAGGGCAAGAAUCUCAAGAAAGUCUUGUCUUUGAACAGAUAUGUAUAUAACCUGUUAAUGUGUUUUUCUUUAUGUUCAACCUAUUUUCACAAAAUAUGUUUUUACAGAUAACUUAAAAUAAAAGUGAAGUAAAUAUACA